UCCAAUCACUGGUGGUGUUCAGUUUACUUUGCUGAGCUGUUUGCUCUAUGGGGACAGAAGCUGGCGGUGGCCCUCAUGGUGCAGGCUGUUCAUAGAAUUUGGAGCUGCUUCUGGGUCUUUUGCCACUUAGAGAAUGAAGAAGUCCUGGACGUGGACUUGGAGGGUGCCGGCAGAGCUGCUGCUUCUCUGUGCCGCCCUGGGCUGUCUCUGUGUGCCUGGCUCCAGAAGUGAAAGGCCACGUUCCCUUGAGUCAACUGUGGUCAACAGGAGCCUUGCUAAGAGCAGACAUAGCCGGAGUGUGGAUGCCACCCCGAUGCCCAUUGAUUGUGAACUGUCCAGCUGGUCCUCGUGGACCAUGUGUGACCCUUGCCAGAAGAAAAGGUACAGACAUGCCUAUUUGCUGCGGCCCUCUCAGUUCAAUGGGGAACCAUGCAACUUCUCUGACAAGGAGGUGGAAGACUGUGCUACCAGCAGACCCUGCCGAAGUCAAGUGCGAUGUGAAGGCUUUGUGUGUGCACAGACAGGGCGAUGUGUGAACCGCAGGCUUCUUUGCAAUGGGGACAAUGACUGUGGAGACCAGUCCGAUGAGGCCAACUGCAGGAAGAUUUAUAAAAAAUGUCACCAUGAAAUGGAGCAAUAUUGGGCAAUUGGCAGCCUGGCUAGCGGGAUAAAUUUGUUCACCAACAGUCUGGAGGGACCGGUUCUGGAUCACAGGUAUUACGCCGGUGGAUGCAACCCUCAUUACAUCCUGGACGUGAGGUUUAGGAAGCCAUACAAUGUGGAAAGCUACACCCCACAGACCCAAGGCAAAUACAAAUUUGCGCUGGCAGAAUAUGAAUCCUACUCAGAUUUUGAACGCAAUGUCAUGGAGAAAACAUACAGCAAGUCUACUUUCAAUCUGGGUUUUAAAAUACCUAGCAUAUUUGAAUUUGGCAUUAACACAGAAAGUGAUCAACUCAUGAAUUAUAUCAGCAGAACCAAACGCUUCUCUCACACGAAAAGCAAGUUUCUGCACGCGCGCUCUGCCCUUGAAGUAGCUCAUUACAAGCUGAAGCCUAGAAACCUCAUGCUCCACUACGACUUCCUGCAGCGAGUGCAGCGGCUGCCGCUGGAGUACAGCUACGGGGAGUACAGAGAUCUCUUCCGGGAUUUCGGGACCCACUACAUCACAGAAGCUGUGCUCGGGGGCAUUUAUGAAUACACACUUAUCAUGAACAAAGAGGCCAUGGAGAGAGCAGACUAUUCUCUGAAUGACGUCCAAGCCUGUGCCAAAAAUGAUUUUAAACUUGGUGCUGCCAUUGAAGAAGUCUAUGUCAGCCUGGGGGUGUCAACGAGCAAAUGCCGCAGUAUCCUGAAUGAAAUAAAAGACCGCAACAAAAGGGACACCAUGGUGCAAGACUUGGUGGUCCUUGUUCGAGGUGGGGCAAGUGAGCACAUCACCGCCUUGGCGUACAGUGAUCUGCCGACGGCAGACCUGAUGCAGGAGUGGGGAGACGCCGUGCAGUACAACCCAGCCAUCAUUAAAAUCAAGGACAGGAUGUGGCAUCAUGGCAAUGACGAACAUGCUUGGAGCCCCUGCACUGGUCAUGACAGUCUGCCAUGAACUCCAGGAAAGUUAUUUCACUGAACCCUCACAAUCAUCUGCAAAUUAAGUAUUUAUCUCCAUGGUGUGGCUGUUAAAAAUCAACAGUCAGAGAACUUACAUUCAUCUGUGGCUGCUUGAGUCUCUACUAGGUCCAGACGGGAGAUUUGACUUGUUCCUUCCCCUCUAGAUUUUCCUCUGGGUUUAGUGAAUCAUUUAAAAAAAAGUGACCCUAACCACCUGUCACCCAAGCGAGAGUUUUGAAACCUUUAACUAACAAGACUUUUGUUCAAUGAGAUUGUCACACACAUCAGCGAUGGUUGGCCUUUGCCUCUGUGGACUUCUGCACAACAUCUCCAGCAAUCCUACACAUCCUCCUCCUGCCAGUGUCUGCAUAGUCAUGGAUGGGCCCUGCCCCUGAGAUGCCCCCUUGCAGUCAAGUGAGGGACCAGAGCUCUGAAGAGAGAUGCUUCUGUCUCUGACCCUGAACAUUUGCCACAGUGUCUUUUUUUAAAAGAUUUAUUUUGUUUAUUUAAAAGAUAGAGUUACAGAGAGAGGUAGAGCCAGAGAGAGAGAGAGAGAGAGAGAGGUCUUCCAUCCACUGGUUCACUCCCCAAAUGACAGCAAGAGCCAGAGCUGAGCUGAUCCAAAGACAGGAGCCAGGAGCUUCUUCUGGGUCUCCCAUAUGAGUGCAGGGGCCCAAGGACUUGGGCCAUCUUCUAUUGCUUUCCCAGGCUGAAGCAGAGAGUUGUAUAGGAAGUGGAGCAGCUGGGACUUGAACCAGUGCCCAUAUGGGAUACCGGUGCUGUAGGCCAGGGCUUUAACCCACUGCAGCAUAGCACUGGCCCCAUCCACAGUUUCUUUGUGCGUCAAAUGAAGAGUUUCAACAGGACAACAUAGUUGCCAUCGAAGUCCUCCCCUCUGCACUUACUCAGUAGUAGUUCUUAGGGUACAGUUUCUGGCAAGCAAGAGAUAGAUAAAGGUAGCCAUGGGGCAGGAAGCUCUAGAAGAACCUGGGCUUGAUGCUACGGUAAUAUUGGUUGGUAUCACAGAUGGUCCUGGAAGAGAACAAAGAGUUCAGGGAGCAGAAAGAUCUCCGGUCUUCAUUUUAUUGAGAUUUAUUGUAUUAAUCUUGGUUGGUUUUUGUUUGUUUGUUUGUUUUUUAGCUAAGAAGAAAGAGAAUGCCCUGGUUACUCAGAUAGGUUGCAUAUGUCAGCCUAGGUACUGGGAAUGUCAAGUGCCAAGCAUGUGUUGCCUUGUGGGGUGUGUCGGAGAAUCAGAGGUUCUCAGGAGCUGCAGGAGCAAGGCAGGAAAGAGUGUUGUAGGUUUUCAUGCACCUGUGUACCUCUUUAGCCUGUGUUGCAAAUUCAUCCUUUGCUGUUCCACCUUUUGAUACACUCAUUCUGGCAAGAGAAAGCUGCAGAUGUCUUCCCGUUGUCUCAGCCUAAUCCCUCUUUGCAGAGCCAGCUUGCCAGGUAGCUGGGGCGGUGAUUGCUUUUCAGGACAGCAGAAGCCACUAGAAGAGUAAUCGCUAGAUCUAAGGCUGGAGUGUAUAAACCAGUCUCUAAGAUCAAGACUUGGAACAUGAUUUUAUAGAAGCAAAAUUGGUAGGGAAGGGGAUCCCAGAAGAAGCCAUUCACAUUGUUUACUGGUAAAUUUUAAACAUCAAGAAAUGGAUCUUUGUUCAGUGAUGGACAUGUAAAGAGAUUUUUGAACACAAAAGGUUGCUAUCAUGUUUGAGAUGCUGAAAAUGAACAUCCGUUUAAUAAAAUGGAAAAACAGAAGUAAAUUGUAUGAUGCAUUUGCUCUGGGAUUGUAAUAAAAUUCAAGAAAAUGAGGAAUUUAUAAAAUGGGAAAAUUGCAGCUAAGAUGUUUAGACCCUAAUCAGACGAAAAGGAAGUGGCUGAGUAUAGGAAACCAACAGCAAAAUAGAAUUAAAACUUCCAUUGGAAACUAUAAAGGACAGAAUUGGCCCUGCGGAAAAUUGAGUCAGCGAGGUGAAAGGUGCUGUAAAAACGUUCAUAUACAGAAGCAAAAGACAAAGAGAUUGAAGCAAUGAAGGGAUAGAGUACAGGGGAGGAAAUCUAAGAGGCUUCUUAUCGAGAAAGAGACGAGAUUAAAUGUGAAGAUGCAUUAAUCAGGAGUUUCCCUGAGCUGAUAAUGCAAAGUGAACAGCUCAUUGAAAACCAGGCAAAAACACGGACGCAAAACCAUCCAGAAACACACCCUGGUGCAAGGUUUUACCUUGUUGUAGCGAUCAAAUCCUGCAGGAAUAAAAGUCAAAUUGGCUUCUUUGCAAUAUAAAAUGUCUGCAGACAAUGGGGUGAGAAGCACCAGGACUUGAAGGAAAAGCCUGUGGCCCAGAGAAAGGACCCCUACGAGUGAAGACACCAAAGAUGCUUUGCUUUGCAGAGGUGCAGGAGGCACAGGGCAGGGCUGUGGGUUCAGCAAAGGACAAAACAGCAUAGCCAGUCGAAGCCCAAUUGCAGAUACAUGAGGAAUUGUCUUCUAGGAUAAGCAAAUCUCGAUACUGCACAGGGCACACUUACGCAAAUGUGAUUUGUUGUUUAUGGCAUUCAAGUGUCACUGCUUUUUACUGGUAAUUCUAGCCACAGAUUCUAUCACCUAUGUCCAUUUCUAUACCAAUCAGAGUAGCAACAUGUGGGAUGGGGCCUUGGGGGCUGAAGAAGCUGGUGAACAGUCUCACACUGAGGUCGGGAUGGCCACAUGUGGCAGAGAAGCAAACCUCAAAUCAUAGUCGUUUAGUACAACAGGAGUUGUUCUCAACCCUACAACAGAUCCCAAGUCUUUUGGCUUCACUCCAUGUAGUCACUCAGGGAUCCAGACCACAGGGCUUGGUCUUGGCGUGUGCUCCCAAUAUGACCACAGCAGUUAUCAGGGAGUGAGUCUGAUUACCUGACUCCACCAUGAAGUUUCACCUGGAAGGGACACUCUCUUCCACCCACCUUUCACUGGCCAGAACAAGGAGGGCAGGAACUGUGGCUUUGCCCUGCAUCCCAAAAGAGAAGCAGCUAUAAUCCUUAGCCAAGAGUAAUAAGAAUCUGUACACCUUUCUAAAACCAAAUUACUCUGACAAUGUAGAGAGGUUAAAGAUACAAAGGCUGUGGUAGCACCUGCCUGGUAAGACAAUGUUGGAUCUGGACCAAGAGAUCUCACCCCCAAAGGUAAACUGAAGAAUAAUUAAAUGGCAGACAACACACCCCAAGGAAAUAACUUUGCCAAGUGAAAUUCUUAGUAUGUGAGGGAAGAUGCAAUUGAUGAGACAGGAACAUCUCAAAGGAAAUGGACAACCCUCCAUUGCCUUAAAUAUGGAAUAAAUAUAUUCAAAUGUUUACAAUUAAUACAUUUAUUUAUUGAAAAAGUUAAUGUAAUGAGUAAGUUAUUUUAGAUCUAUUAAAUUUGUUGAUUUAUUUAUUAAAAAUUUGACAAAUGUUUGACUUCCCUAGUAAUAAAAAUUAUAAUCAAAUUAAUGCAAUAUUAAUUUUACCUCCUAAGUUGACAAUGAUUAAAAGUCUAUGUUAAGGCCGGUGCCACGGCUCACUAGGAUAAUCCUCCACCUUGCGGCGCUGGCACACCAGGUUCUAGUCCCGGUCAGGGCGCCGGAUUCUGUCCCGGUUGCCCCUCUUCCAGGCCAGCCCUCUGCUGUGGCCAGGGAGUGCAGUGGAGGAUGGCCCAGGUGCUUGGGCCCUGCACCCCAUGGGAGACCAGGAAAAGCACCUGGCUCCUGGCUCCUGCCAUCGGAUCAGCGCGGUGCGCUGGCCGCAGCGCACCGUCCGCGGUGGCCAUUGGAGGGUGAACCAACGGCAAAAGGAAGACCUUUCUCUCUGUCUCUCUCUCCCACUGUCCACUCUGCCUGUCAAAAAAAAAAAAAAAAAUA
Oryctolagus cuniculus (rabbit) is the source of this 5480-nucleotide messenger RNA. The record is from RefSeq and is a predicted model, not a curated record. NCBI's taxonomy places the organism in Eukaryota, Metazoa, Chordata, Mammalia, Lagomorpha, Leporidae.